GAGCGGUUGUUACUUUCACCGUAUGUGGAGCAUACUGAGGGUGGCACAAGCUCCAAAACGUCUGCCUCUUUCAAUUUCAUUAACUCCAUCAUUGGAUCCGGACUUAUUGGCCUGCCAUUCUCAAUGGCUCAGGCCGGCCUACCUCUGGGACUGCUGCUGCUUUUUCUGGUUGCGUUCAUUACAGACUACUCAAUCAUCUUGUUAAUAAAAGCGGGAAACUUAUCGGGGACACAGAGUUACCAGUCUCUUGUACGCAGCACUUUCGGCUUUGUUGGAUAUCUCAUUUUGUCAGUCCUGCAGUUCUUCUAUCCAUUCAUCGCAAUGAUAAGUUACAACAUCAUCACUGGAGAUACUAUGUCCAAAGUGUUUCAGAGAAUACCAGGAGUUGGUCCUGAUCAUAUUCUGGCAGAGAGGCACUUUGUUAUUUUGGCUUCUACCAUCCUCUUCACAAUGCCUCUCUCACUGUACAGAGAUAUGGCUAAGCUGGGAAAGGUCUCAUUAGUAUCCAUGCUGUUAACUCUGUCCAUCAUUGUCAUAGUAGCUGUGAGGGCUGUAACACUGGGACCACAAAUCCCUCCCUCUAAGGAUGCAUGGGUGUUUGCACAGUGGAACGCAAUUCAAGCAGUUGGUGUCAUGUCUUUUGCCUUUAUCUGCCACCACAACACCUUCAUGAUUUAUGGGUCGCUCAAGGAGCCCACUAUAAGUAAUUGGUCCCGGAUCACACAUGUGUCUGUGGGCUCAGCUGCUCUAGUCAGUGCGUUGUUUGCUGCUACUGGCUAUGCUACUUUCACUGGGUACACACAAGGUGAUAUUUUUGAGAACUUCUGCAAUUAUGAUAACUUAGCCACAUUUGGUCGAUUCUGCUAUGGACUCAGUAUAAUCACCACCUUCCCUUUGGAGUGCUUUGUGACAAGAGAGGUGGUGUCAAAUGUCUUUUUUAAUGGACUACUUAGCAGCACAGUCCACAUCGUGGUUUCCUUGGUGAUAAUAUUAGUGGUUACAGCAAUAUCCCUCUCAUACGACUGUCUUGGUGUUGUGCUGGAGUUGAAUGGUGUUCUAUGUGCCACGCCUCUGAUCUUCAUCAUUCCCUCUGCCUGUUUCCUGAAACUCUCCAGUGGGCGCUGGUUUCAGAUGAAGAAGCUUAUGCCAACACUUAUUCUCAUUGCUGGAGUUUUUGUUAUGACCAUCGGUUUGAUUAUGACGGGACUGUCUCCUCAGGACUGUUCACAUGGAGUGGAGAUGUUUUACUGCACAGACUUGAACUCUUCUGCUUCACUAACUAUGACUCCAGCUAGUAGUGUGCUUUCGAUUAUAAAUUCUACUAGGAACAUUAGCAUUUUCUAAUUUUAAAUAGGACUUUGAAGUGCUAUUUUGAAUAUUCUGUAUCUUUGUUUUCAUGAUUUUCAUGCCAUAGUAGACCUACUUUGUGACAAUGUUGUGAGUUCACCAGUGACAAGUCUUCUACUAUGUUUGUUAAUGUUGUUUUUCCUUAAACCUUGUGCGAAUAUUUAAUUUAAAUUCAGAAGGAAGAUAAUCGCACAGCUUUUGCUUUUUGCAGUUGCAUCACAAAAAUUACAAUAAAAUAAAAAUUUGCAUCCUG
Messenger RNA from Ictalurus furcatus (blue catfish), 1600 nucleotides. It is a transcript of the gene slc38a11, whose product is annotated as solute carrier family 38 member 11. The coding region runs from base 124 to 1344 and encodes 406 amino acids. Gene Ontology annotation, biological process: amino acid transmembrane transport. The transcript is spliced from 11 exons. Lineage: Eukaryota; Metazoa; Chordata; Actinopteri; Siluriformes; Ictaluridae. The record is from RefSeq and is a predicted model, not a curated record. Gene Ontology annotation, molecular function: amino acid transmembrane transporter activity.